This is a messenger RNA of Dothidotthia symphoricarpi CBS 119687, 1281 nucleotides long. RefSeq lists its product as uncharacterized. NCBI's taxonomy places the organism in Eukaryota, Fungi, Ascomycota, Dothideomycetes, Pleosporales, Dothidotthiaceae. The coding region runs from base 1 to 1281 and encodes 426 amino acids. The transcript has a single exon. The record is from RefSeq and is a predicted model, not a curated record. Gene Ontology annotation, molecular function: protein binding.
AUGAACUUCUUCCGCCGCUCCUCGAGCAUCAGCUCCACCCACUCCCACACGUCAACCUCAAGCAACACCCUCACCACACCCCGCACAAGCACCGACUCCCUCCCCCUAGAAGCCACCAUCGUCCUCCGCAAACAACCCCCCCUCCUCGCCCUCCCAGUAGAACUCAUCCAGCACAUAACCACCUACCUCGACGCCCCCUCCUCCGCCUCCCUCUGCCUCUGCACCCGCUACCUCAGCUACGCGCUCGGCACCGCCCCGCUAACCGGGCACCUCGAAGCGGCGAAAACGCGGUUCGAGCGGCGCUCCAUCAUCGAAGGCGUGGUGGAGCGUGCGUUCCCCGGACACUGGUUCUGCGCGUGGUGCGACGUGUUCCACGCCUGGGACGCGUCGACAAGCCCAAGCAAUAUAUUAGAAAAGCACCGCGACUGCGCGGCGUUCAACAGCUACCUCCCCGCCGGCGAGAGAUAUACAUACACACUAGCAUACCACCACAUCCGCCUGGCCCUCGCACACCACGCUCUCGGCCCAGAGUACGGUAUCCCCCUCUCCGCGCUAUCCUACACGCAAACCUCCUCCCCGCUCCUCUGGCGCACACCCAUCCCCCAAACCCUCAGCAUCGAAGCCCGCAUCUCCCCAACCCCAGAACCACACAUCCUCCUCCGCACCACCCUCACCCUCUCCCUCCCCACGCGCCUCCUCCCCCACAAAUCCCUCCUCCCCACACUCUGGCCUCUCCUCCCCCCCAUCCUAACAUCCCACCGCGCAACCCCAAACGGACACACAGGCCUCAUGGCCGCCCUGGACAACGUGCUGCGCCGCGGCUGGGUCUAUCCUGCCACCCAGCUGUGUAGCUGCUGCGCGACGGAUUGGAGUGUGCAUGUCCAUGCGCUGCCGGGCGGGGAGUGGGUGAGGCUUGUGGUGAGGACGUGGAGGGAUUUGGGGGAGGGGGGGAGUCCGUUUGAGGGGGUGUGGAGGGCGCAUGGGGUUGGGAAGUCUUCUGGAGGGAUGGGGGGGGAGGUGGUGAGGUUGGUGGGGGGGAGGGCGGGGGAUGUUAGGAGGGGGUUUGAUGGGGCGGAUGAGGAUGGGGUGGUGGAGAGGAGGGGGAGGCGUGAGGGGGAGGUUGGGGUUGAGGAGACGCUGUGGACUCGUGCGCGGCCGCGGUCUUGGCGGACGCGUAGUGAGAAUGAGGAUGCGCGGAGGCGGGAGGUGGAGUAUCGUGCUGCGCUGGCGAGGGGGGCUGCGGAGAGAUUGGUUAGACUUGAUGCCGAGGGGAGGUUGUAG